Messenger RNA from Rotaria sp. Silwood1, 513 nucleotides. NCBI's taxonomy places the organism in Eukaryota, Metazoa, Rotifera, Eurotatoria, Philodinida, Philodinidae. The record is from the annotation of a GenBank genome assembly.
AUGAAGCAAAAUGAAUUUCCUCCACUACCAUCGCUUACGUCUCGUAUUACUCCAUGGAAACUAGUUUCAGCACAACCAUCAGUAACAACUAAUAUGAAUGGAAGUGAAGAUACAACAAAAAUGUUGUUCUCGAUAAAUCAAAACAUUCUAAAUAUGAAGGAUAAUACUCAUCGUAUGGAUGAAAAAUUAGAACGUAUCAAUGACAAGAUUGAGCAAACAGCUCUCGAUACGAAACUGCAUCAUGAAACAGUGAUAAAAUUAAUGCCUACACUCAUAUCGAUAGUUGGUGAUUUUAUUUGGCCGGUGAUGAAUCACAAUGUUGCCGGAUUAAGAAAAAAACAAUCGCAAUUACAAAAAAUCUUCAAUGAUUUGGAAGUACUACUAUCUCAUCUAAAAUCGGAUUAUACAGCCCGACAAAAACGCAGUACAUCUCCACCACCACGACUCGCUCCAUCUCAACAAUCGUCAAAAGCGUCUAACAAUACUCCGAACAAUGAAUCUGAUCAGUUUUGA